UUGUAAUCCAAUUAUUAGUUGUCGACGUCACUUCUGUGAAAAAUCUCACUGGGCGGCCAGGCCUGGUUGGCCAUACAUUCUUCAAGUUCGAGUUUGCCACGCAAUGAGCACUGAUCCAGUUCCAAACUUGCCGGAGACACAGCGGGCUUGGAGAUCUGUGAAGCGAGGCAAACCUUACGAAUCUCUUGUUUUCCAGACGGACGUGCCUGUUCCUCCCCUUUCACGUGGGGAAGUGCUUGUGAAGGUCCAGGCGGCAGCACUUAAUCCGGUAGGAUGGAAGCUCAUGUCGGUUGCGCCCGACAUCCUUGCCAGGAGACCAAUAACACCAGAACAUGAUUUCGCCGGUGUGGUUGUGGAUGCAAACAGCACUGAAUUCUCCGCAGGAGACGAGGUUAUCGGGUUUAUCCCUGUUCCACUGCAAUUGAAGACGGGGCAGGGGGCGCUGACAGAGUAUGCAAAGCUUCCUGCUACUCAUCUAGUCCUGAAACCGUCCAAUGUCUCUGCGAUCGAGGCUUGUGGUCUUCCCCUAGCUGGGGAGACUGCCUUUCAGGCCCUAAUCGGCAUUGGAAUGCUUCAAGCUGGCCAGUGUGUGUUCGUCAAUGGCGGCAGUUCAGCGGUUGGCAUGAAUGCCAUUCAUAUUGCGAAGGCUCUUGGUGCAAAGGUUGUCACCAGUGCUUCGUCAAGAAACGAGGAAUUUUGUCGUAACGCGGGGGCAGAUGAAUUUCUCGAUUAUACGAACAAACCUCUUCAUGAGCACUUGGUGGAAAAUCCGCCCUCACCCAAAUUUGACAUCAUCUUUGAUGCCGUUGCUUUGGUUGACCCCGCUCUUUACAAGCACUCGAAUGCCUACAUGAAACCAGGAGGUAUAUUCAUCUCAACUGGACCUUGGCCAGACCUAAAAUCGUGGGGCGGAUCUGCUGGCAUCUCAAAGUUUCUUUCUUUGACCUGCGAAAUUCUGAGGCCAUCGUUCCUGGGUGGUGUUAAUGCAAAGUGGACCAUGGUGAGCGUAACUCACAAGCCACAGGAUCUUGCAAAGCUGCGCGAUUUAAUGGCGGAAGGCAAACUCAAACUGAUAGUAGACUCCGUGUAUGGAUUCGAGGACGUUCUCGCUGCGUACGAGCGCAUCAUGACAUCACGAGCUACUGGCAAAGUUGUAGUCAAAAUAGAUGGCAGCCUGUGACAACGUCAUUCAAGUACUGGUCUGCCGUAGAUACAUUUCGUUACCUCGUGCAAAUGAUUCUACCUGAUAUCGAAUCGGGAUCGUUGAGAGGCACCGAAGAAGUUAAUCACCAGACCGAAAGUGAUGGCAUCUGGUUCUGACGAACUCGCC
This is a messenger RNA of Suillus fuscotomentosus, 1330 nucleotides long. Its product is annotated as NAD(P)-binding protein. The transcript is spliced from 6 exons. The coding region runs from base 104 to 1180 and encodes 358 amino acids. Gene Ontology annotation, cellular component: mitochondrion. The record is from RefSeq and is a predicted model, not a curated record. Gene Ontology annotation, molecular function: oxidoreductase activity. NCBI's taxonomy places the organism in Eukaryota, Fungi, Basidiomycota, Agaricomycetes, Boletales, Suillaceae.